AUGCAUAGGGAUGUAAGGGUCCAAUUUGAGAGUCAUGAUGUGCUUUUGGAAUGAAAUGCCUGAUAAUUUUAAAGUGCUGUGGAUUAGAACUUGGGAGAUUAGUGAUGUAUAGAGUGAGAUAUUCAGUAGUUGUGUGAGGAUGGUUUUGCAAAAAAUGAUUGGAAUGAUAAUGAUAGUCUACCAGUGCAUUUUACUGGUGUUUGAUUUCCUGAAUUUUGUCUCCCGAGCCAUUUUGAUGACGCUGCAGGCUGCUUGGCGAAUAGUUUUCCCCCCUCCCGAGAAAUCAGUUGUGGGAGAAAUUGUUUUGAUAACAGGAGCUGGUCAUGGCAUUGGACGCGAGUUGUCCCUCCAGCUGGCACGUCUGGGAGCAAAAAUUGUCUGCUUGGACAUUGAUGAGGCUAACAACCAGAAAACUGUCGCGGAUAUUUGCCGUGAAGGUGGAGCCGCUUAUGGAUACAAAUGCGAUGUGACAAGCAGAGAUGAAGUGAGAACUGUGGCUAAUGAGAUUCGUGAAGAUGUUGGUGAAAUAACUAUUCUUGUGAAUAAUGCAGGGAUAAUGCCCUGUAAGCCGUUCAUCAAGCACACUCCGGAGGAGAUUGAGAGGAUCUUCAGAGUCAACGUAUUCGCACACUUUUGGGUUAGCUUCAGGAUAUAUGUAUAUAUAUGCCUGAAAGAGUGGCUACCAACUUUUAUAGCCAUGGGACGUGGCCAUGUUGUCGCCAUGUCUUCUAUUGCUGGACUUAUGGCAACCAGUAAUCUUGUGCCUUAUUGUGCUUCUAAAUAUGCUGUUAAAGGUGAGUGCGAUGCAUUUAUUGUUCAAAAAAGAAAAAAAGUUAAUUUUAUCCAAAGUCAGAUGAUGUCAGAUACAGUACUGCUUUUAUAG
Messenger RNA from Penaeus indicus, 883 nucleotides. RefSeq names its product epidermal retinol dehydrogenase 2-like. Gene Ontology annotation, cellular component: lipid droplet. Bases 140 to 883 code for a protein of 247 amino acids. Gene Ontology annotation, molecular function: oxidoreductase activity, acting on the CH-OH group of donors, NAD or NADP as acceptor. Lineage: Eukaryota; Metazoa; Arthropoda; Malacostraca; Decapoda; Penaeidae. The transcript is spliced from 7 exons. The record is from RefSeq and is a predicted model, not a curated record.